Messenger RNA from Tachysurus vachellii, 2076 nucleotides. RefSeq names its product acid-sensing (proton-gated) ion channel 1c (gene asic1c). NCBI's taxonomy places the organism in Eukaryota, Metazoa, Chordata, Actinopteri, Siluriformes, Bagridae. Gene Ontology annotation, cellular component: membrane. Gene Ontology annotation, biological process: sodium ion transmembrane transport. The coding region runs from base 498 to 2051 and encodes 517 amino acids. The record is from RefSeq and is a predicted model, not a curated record. The transcript is spliced from 10 exons.
GCUCGUUGUACAUCCCGGAGGAACGAGGCGACAAAGACUUGACUGACAAGCGCGAGAGAUUGACUAGGGGGAGGUCUAUGACACUUCAUUUGCAUCUGUGGAGAGGAGGAGUGUGAGGAAGGUCUAGGGAAGAAAAAUGAAUAUCAGACAACAGCUGUUUUUUUGAAUGAUUUUUUUUCUCUUCCCCAUUCAUAAACCCAACACGGCAAUGUAGAGCCAGUCCUCCUGGCUGGAUGUUGCACGAUCUAGUCGGCUGCUGAAUGUUUCCGUUGUGGCUCCUUAUCUUUUCUCUGUUUGCACUUUUCAAUGUGCAACCUGAACAAUUCACAGGCUUGGGUUCUUUUUGACUAAACUGCACAUUUCAGAGAAGAACAGAGGAGCAGCUUGCGAUCCAAGACGGGAGUUUGGAUCAUGUGUGACGUUUUUUGAUACUCUUGACUUUGCAAAUUGAUUCCAAUUUCUCUGCCAACUUCUGAUUAGUAACUGACUUGCUGACCAUGACAGCCAUAAAGGGAGAUUCGGAGGACAGCAUCGAAAGCAUAAGGCCUUCGAAUCUGCAAGCCUUUGCCAACUCGUCCACGCUGCACGGCAUGAGCCACAUUUUUGCCUACGGACACAUGACAUUCCGUCGCUUCCUGUGGACUCUCUCAUUCCUGGGCUCUCUCGGGCUGUUGCUUUUGGUAUGCAUGGACCGUGUGUCGUACUACCUUGAGUUUCCUCACGUCACCAAACUGGACGAGGUGGCAGCACCAAACCUCACCUUUCCCGCUGUGACUUUUUGCAAUCUCAACGAGUUCCGCUUUUCCAAAAUCACCAAAAACGAUCUCUAUCACGUCGGGGAACUGCUCGCCCUGCUCAAUGAGAACUACCAGAUUGCAAACCCACAUCUAGCAGAGCCAGAAAUCCUUGCUGCUCUGAAGGAAAAGGCCAAUUUUGUCAACUUCAAGCCCAAGCAGUUCAACAUGACCGAUUUCUAUAACCGAACGGGCCACGACAUCAGCGACAUGCUUCUGCAGUGCACUUUCCGAGGCGACGAUUGCUUCCCUUUCAACUUCUCCACAAUUUACACGAGAUAUGGCAAGUGUUACACCUUCAACUCGGGCCUGGAUGGGAACCCAUUGCUGACGACGUUAAAAGGCGGAACAGGAAACGGGCUCGAGAUAAUGCUGGAUAUUCAGCAAGACGAAUACCUGCCAGUGUGGGGAGACACAGAUGAAACGUCGUACGAAGCAGGAAUCAAAGUCCAGAUCCACAGCCAGAAUGAGCCGCCCUUCAUAGACCAGCUGGGAUUUGGUGUGGCCCCUGGAUUUCAAACGUUUGUGUCUUGUCAGCAGCAACUGCUUCAGUAUCUUCCACCGCCUUGGGGCGACUGCAAAUCAUCUGCCAUGGAAUCAGACUACUUCUCCACCUACAGCAUAACAGCGUGUCGUAUCGACUGCGAAACCCGGUAUCUGCUGGAGAACUGUAACUGCAGGAUGGUACACAUGCCAGGCACCUCAACUGUAUGCACCCCAGAACAGUAUAAGGACUGUGCAGAUCCUGCCUUGGAUUUUCUUGUUGAAAAAGACAACAAGUACUGCGUUUGCCAGACACCUUGCAACAUGACUCGCUAUGGCAAGGAGCUUUCCAUGGUGAAAAUACCCAGCAAAGCGUCUGCCAAAUACCUGGCCAAGAAGUUCAACAAAUCCGAGCAGUACAUUGGAGAAAACAUAUUAGUCCUGGAUAUCUUUUUUGAGGCCCUGAAUUAUGAAAAGAUUGAGCAGAAGAAGGCAUAUGAAGUGGCUGGUCUACUUGGUGACAUUGGUGGGCAGAUGGGGCUGUUUAUAGGAGCUAGCGUCCUGACAAUACUGGAAAUAUUUGAUUAUUUGUAUGAGGUAUUUAAGGAUAAAGUAUUGGGCUACUUUCUACGUAAAGGACGGCCACGCCGGAGCGCAAGCGAUAAUCUGAGCACAUGCGACACGCUCCGGAGUCACUCGGACAGCCUCGGAUUCGCGCCGAACGUGCUACCUAGUCACCCGUCUCUAGGCAACUUCGAGGAGUUCGCUUGUUGACGACGCGGACGGGUUCGAGGACAAU